Xiphophorus hellerii (green swordtail) is the source of this 4830-nucleotide messenger RNA. Its product is annotated as protein eva-1 homolog A-like. NCBI's taxonomy places the organism in Eukaryota, Metazoa, Chordata, Actinopteri, Cyprinodontiformes, Poeciliidae. The record is from RefSeq and is a predicted model, not a curated record. The transcript has 3 exons. The coding region runs from base 3004 to 3579 and encodes 191 amino acids.
AGUGCUGUCUUUCUGCAUUUUUCCAGCUGAAGACAUCCUGAGAAAUUAGGCCACUUUGAUCUCCUCUGAGUGCAUCAUACAUUUUUUAUUUAUCAGAGUUUAAACUCGUGCCCUGUCUUUACAGCUUCUCAUCACGAGAGUACAACAUUUAGGUUUUAACGUCAAUGUUUUCGCCACAGUUUAAAAUUUAAAUGUUUAAAGACAGUGUCAAGCAAUUUCUAGGUGUUAAAAACAGAAGCUGCUCUGUCUUCACAGAUAUUUUCUUACACUGGAUAGGGGAAAAAUACCCAACACAUAUCCUGCAUAUUUCACUGACAUUUAAUUCAACUCUGCUUACCCUGUUUUGGUCAGUUAGGAAUGCCAAAAAUAAUUUCGGUUGGGGUUUCUGCUUGGGUUCCAUCACCUAGCAACCCCCUAGUGGAGUUCCAGCAUUUUUGGUCAGUUGGUUUUACUGCUGCAUGCGGUGAACAGUGACUCCUGGAAAAGACAAGAGUUUUGCUGUAGACUUACCAUGUAGAAACCACUUUCUGGAUUCUUCUUCCUUCAGGUGUAUUGUUGAGUUGGGGCCAGCAGCAGCGUAUUUGGAUUUAAAGUGACAAGACGCUCUAAAACAGCUCAUUCUGAAAGGAGCUCACAGUAGGUAGAACUGAGCAGACUGAAAUCUCAUUAUCUAGGAAUAAUUUUGUGCAAAAAGAAUACAAUGGGCAUGUUUUGUGACCUGACCUAACCUGUUCAAUAAAGCAUAAUAGGUCACCUUUAAAGUUAUUCUUGUAUAAUGCCGUGAACUCAAAGACUCUGAGCAAAUGUGUUUAAUAUUCUAGUUGCAGAGCUGAAGACAAAAGCAAAAGCACAACAAAAGCUUAAGCGGGACCCUGGAAGGUGGUGUGCCAGAAUGUGAAAGGUUGAACGCAAGAAUUUGUUACCCAAGCCAUUACCUUUUACCUUGUGUUGGCAUUUUUAGCUCCAACAAAUAUGCUGGAAGGAGAAAACAGAUGCCUAUGCUCAUCAGUGUUUUGUUUCUGUCAGGUUUAUUACCACAAAAUACACUAAAAAGGGAUCUGCUGCUCUUUAUUACCUUUAAAUGUCUAAUUAGGACAGAUUAAUCAGGAGAAAACAAUGCAGUGACCACUGCAAAACAGAGAUAAGCAAUUACAGUGAAAUAUAAACUUCUAGCUAAGAGUAAUUUAAAAGUCCCAGCUAGAAAUACAGAACAGGCUACAAAUACUUCCUUGAAGUUGCAACAACACUCUGACUUCAAGAUGAGAGCACCAGUACUAAUGGACUGGGAUUUUUAGGAACUUAAUCCACGGAGUCAAGUUUAAUCCAAUCACUGACUGGUACAACUUCGUGUUCACUUCAUCUCAUCCUCUUGUACCAACACCACCUAUUCCCACUGGAGGAAGAGAUUAUCUUUGUAAUUGCCAUUCAUUGGUUUUUGCCAGUCUGCUGACUGCCGUAAACACUGAAAACAUUCAACAUCAACUAAUUUUGGGUGAAUAAUGUAGUCCUUUCUGUGUCAGUAUGAUAUGAUUCAUUAUUUAAAAUGUGUUAAUACCGAUUCACUCUGUUCAUUGAGUGGGUCUGCAAAACCUGAAUAUUGUGAAAAAGGAAAUAAAUAGUGUAUUUUAAUGCAAAAUAAAGUAGAUAGGAUACAUGUUGGAAAGUAUCGACAACUUCAACAUUUCUGAUGGCGACCUUUCGGAGGUGAUAAAGCUCAUCGGAGUCAUGAGCUCCUUUCAGUAUGUUUUCCACUCAGGCUGGGACUUUGGACAUUUAUCUGUGGUGACAUGGUCACUGUGUGAGCAUUUAGCAACACCUGUCCUUUUCCACAUGCUCCGCACAAAGGUCAAGUGUACAGACCUGAUGGACGACGCACCGCCUGGGGAUUAUUUCACUGCAGCCAGGGAAGAAGAAAAACGAGGUGGGAAAGUGAGAGGAGUUUAGUUCACUGUGCAGAAACAACACAAAAAUAGAUUGCCUGCUUUAAGAAACUGAAUUGUGAGUUAAUUAAAGGAACCUAUGAUACUUCCUUGAACAGGUUAUUAUAGCUCUAUGGGCUACACAAAUCAUGUUUGUUACAUUUGUUACACAAAAUUAUUCUUACAUAAUAAGAUUGCCUUGUCUUGUCACUUUAAAUGCAAAUUAGUUGCUGCUGGCCACGCCGCACAAACUCAAUCUUAUCGUAGAAAAGCAGAAGUAGAGCCUCCUGCACAAACAACAAGAAUUCAGCAAGUAGUAAGUCAGUGACAAAACACUUGCCUCUUCUAGCAGCCAUUGUACAGCACAUACAGCAAUAUGUAGCACAGCUGGCUAAUUGUGCUGGAGCUUGGCUUGGGUUGCUAGGUAACAGGCUGGGCUUAGCUGAGGUUGCUAGGUAACGACACAUUGAUCGUGGAAUGUGAGGUCUUUGAAACGGCUCAUUUUCUAGGCAUCAAAAAACAUUAACUUAUUGCCGAAAAACGGCUGAAUGUUUUUUUUAAACACUUGAACUAUUUUUAAAGCAAUUGAGGCCACAAUGACCUUUAUUGUCUAUACAAACCUGCAAAAUGUGAAUUUUGCAUAAUAAAUCCCCUUUAAAUAAUAAUCAAUUACAUCUAGAGUGCUUCUUUAGUUGCACAUAGCUGCAGUUACGAAUCAUAUGCCAUGACCUUGUAUCGGAAUGAGUUUGUUCUGCGUUUACUAAAACCAGAGAUUAAUGAGAAAACUCAGCUGAACAUCCAGUAGUUUUAUGAGUUUCACUUUUCAUCUUCAUUCUGUUUUUAAUAAGGAUGUUACUUUUUAAGGUGAAUUUGUAAUCCUUUAUUGGCACUAAUAAAUAAAUUGCACUAUUAAUAUUACCAAUAAUUAUUAUUUCAAAUGCUGUGCAGAAUUGUUAGUUUAGAUGCGACAGAACCAUUCACUUACUCGUCUGCUUUUUCCUAAAAACCUGACAAUCGAGGAGGAGAGAUGAGGCACUGAUCUAACUUCUCCAGGAACUUAUACCGAUCUCAUCUCUGCCACAACAUGAGCACUCCAACACCCGGAAGCCCAAACUCGGAGGUGAAGAUGGGGUCCCAGGAGAUGGCGAUGCUGAGCAACCUUUUGGCUGCUUACACUUUCAUUGCAGACCAACCUGAGAGAACGGCACUAGUGUUCCUCGGCGGUGUGUGUGUUGGACUCCUGGUCACGCUGUGCGCCAUCGUCUUCCAGAUACACUGCCGAGCGGACUGCCACUAUGGCAACAGCAACGACCUUCAGAAUCGCCAAAGGGUCAGACGUCACCGUCGCCAGCACCUCUGUGCCCGCCCUCAGCUCACAGACGGUAACCCAGACAACAGCGGUGCUGUGGUUGUGGCCUCUGGAGUGACUGGGAACACUGGGGACUGUGAGCCAGAGGACUGGGAUGACACGUCUGACCUGUCGGCACGGCGACGCAGGCGCUUCGAGAGAGCUCUGCUGAACGCCACCAUGUUCACAUCUUCUGAGGAGCUGGACCGGGCCCAGCGACUGGAGGAGCGGGAACGGGUUCUUCGAGAGAUCUGGAUGAAUGGACAACCAGACAUCAGCACAGUGACUCAAAGCCUCAACAGAUAUUACUGAUGGAAAACCAAAACGACAGAUACAGAUCGGGAAGAAAACAAAGCGCAGGCAGUCAGAUGGAUGACUGGUGCAGAAAAAUGAACAUAAACAUGAAACAGUUUCCACUGCAGCAGUGAGCCUCUGAACAAUGAGGUAACACUGGUUUGUUUGGGGCCCAACAAGAAGACAAGACAGAAAUGGAUUUUUCAAAGACUGCUUAGCAACAAAACUAUUGUCUGUAGCUGAUAUUUAAUGGACUCUGGGCUAUGUGACUGCUGCCAUUAAUUUACUGGGAUGUUUUCUCUUUUCUGUUUCUUCAGCACUUCUCAGUAAAACAUGAAAAGGAGCAGAAGGGAAUAACAAUCUAGAGUCCACAGCUUGAUUUUGUAGAAUAAUGUUGCUAUUGUUUGUGAACCUGCAAUAAUCAGAGUGUUGCAACUUGAUACUUUUAUAUUGAAGGGCAACUUCCUCUUCCAAGGCGAUCAUGGAAACUCUACGACAAACAUGGUGAUACGAAUACUGGUGCUUUUUCUACUUGCAUUUCAAUUUCAUCUAGUUGCACAUUGAAUGACAUCAGACACAUGAAGCACUGAGGAUCAUCAGCUCUGUUGCAUCACUUUAUGACAAUCCUUAAUCUGAGUUAUUACAAAGAAUGAUUAACUUAAUUUUAAUAUUUUAUUAACUUUGUUUUGACGUAAUGAUUAAACUGCUGUAUAUAAGACAUUAAAAUGGUGGCUUUGCAGUUUUUUAAAAACACAAAGUAGACCUAUUAUGCAAAAUUCACAUUUUGCACAUUAUUGUACUUCCAUUUGUUUCUCUACUGCUUCUAACAACAGCACAAGCACGUAAAAAUAAAUGCAUACAUUUAAUUUGUGUGGCUUAUAGGAAUGUCAAUCAAUUGAAUCAGUUUCAGAAUAUGCAGACAAUUCUUGUUUUUAGAACAUAAAAUGAAAAUAUCUGAUGCAUUAUUAAUCAACCUUGAAAAAAAGAAGAAAAAAUAAAAUAAAAUGAGUAUUUUAAACCCUAAAAUUAAUAUAAAUUCAUGCAGGUGAUGAGGGUAUGGAUAUUUUGGACCAGAACAACCAAGAAGAAAAAUUGUAAAAGUGUGUAAAGUUCGUCACCUGGUGUCGAAAAAGUGCAACUGCAUGCUUUCUACCUCUCUUUUUUUCAUUCUUUCUUUAUUAAAAACGUUACUAUGUUAACUCAGGUCAAAUUUCAAGUAAAAAUAUAAUGAAAACAAUCUAAGCAAACUAGCACCAGAUAAACAAACAA